UUUUUCAAAACUUCGAGUACUUUAUGAAGUGGUAAUUAGCUUGCGGAGAAUAAAACCAGCUGAUUUGGACAGGGCUGGGGCAUUUUGGAGUGAGAUGGCUAACAGCAAGGUUGUAUCACUCCUUCUCGGAUUCCUCCUCCUCGCUCUGCUUCAACCUUCACUUCAAGGAGGUGUGUAUGUCCCAGCAGGAGGUGUCGGAGGAGGUGCCGGACCAGGUGCGGGUGCUUACCCAGGAGCAGGGGGAUACAAACCACCGAAACCUGCAUAUGGAGGAGCGGGAGGCCUGGUGCCGGGCGGAGGAGCGGGAGGAUUAGUGCCUGGAGGAUACGGAGGAGCUGGUGCAAAGCCCCCUAAACCAGGGUAUGGUGGUGCUGGCGGCCUGGUUCCUGGUCGGGGAGUCGGAGGACUUGGAGGUGGCUAUGGCCCAGGAGGAGCAGGCUUAGGAGCUGGCGGACUUGGGGCAGGAGCUGGUGGAAAGCCUCCUAAACCAGGCUAUGGUAACCUUGGUGGUGUUGGCCCAGGAGGAGCAGGCUAUGGCCCAGGAGGAGCAGGCUUAGGAGCUGGCGGACUUGGGGCAGGAGCUGGUGGAAAGCCUCCUAAACCAGGCUAUGGCCCAGGAGGAGCAGGCUUAGGAGCUGGCGGACUUGGGGCAGGAGCUGGUGGAAAGCCUCCUAAACCAGGCUAUGGUAAUCUUGGUGGUCUUGGCCAAGGAGGAGCAGGCUAUGGCCCAGGAGGAGCAGGCUUAGGAGCUGGCGGACUUGGGGCAGGAGCUGGUGGAAAGCCUCCUAAACCAGGCUAUGGUAAUCUAGGUGGUGUUGGCCCAGGAGGAGCAGGCUUAGGAGCUGGCGGUCUUGGGGCAGGAGCUGGUGGAAAGCCUCCUAAACCAGGCUAUGGUAAUCUUGGUGGUGUUGGACCAGGAGGAGUUGGCGCUGGAGGUUUGGGAGCUGGAGGACUCGGAGCAGGAGCUGGUGGCAAACCUCCCAAACCAGGAUACGGGGGUGCCGGUGGCCUGGUUCCAGGUGGCGUCGGAGCAGGAGGCCUCGGAGCGGGAGGACUCGGAGCAGGUGGAGCCGGUGGGAAGCCGCCUAAGCCAGGUUAUGGAAACUACGGAGGGCUCGGAGGGGGUUACAGGCCAGGAGGUGGUUAUGGGGGCUAUGGAGGCUAUGGAGGCUACAACCCCUAUGGAGGCUUCUACCCUGGUGCUGGAGCAGGAGGCCAGAAGCCUGGUGUUGGAGGUGCUGGUGGAGGAGGAGUCCCUGGAGGAGGAGCUGGUGUGAAACCUGGAAAAGGAGGCCCUGGAGCAGGAGGUGCAGGAGGUGCUGGGCCUGGCGCUGGUGGCACUGGAGGAGUGCCAGUCAUUCCCCAGACUGGGUUGCCUGGAGGAGGUGCUGGUGGAAAGCCUCAGAAGCCUGUACCAGGUGUCGGCGUGCCAGGACCAUACCAAGGUGGAGUUGCACCAGGACAAGGCUACGGGGUGCUUCCCGGUGUUGCAACGGGAACUGGACUCAAACCAAAGUCUGCCGGUGCAGGACAAGCAGGACCUGGGGCUGGUGGUCGGGGGGGUUAUGGUGGUCAAAUGCAGCCUGGAGUAUUCCAUGGAUAUCCUCUGAAGACUCCCAAAACACAAGGCAAUGCGUAUGCUGGUGGCAAGCUGCCAUAUGGUUAUGGUGGCUUUGGGGGCGGAGCAGGGACCAAGCCUGGCUAUCCUACAGGAACUGGAGUUGGAGCACUGGGUGCUGCACAGGCUCAAGCACAGGCUCAAGCACAGGCACAGGCACAGGCACAAGCACAGGCACAGGCACAGGCCAAAGCUGCUAAAUAUGGUGCUGCGGGUGGUGCUGGUGGAUACCGCGGUCCUGGCACUGUGCCUGGUGCUGGUGGCGCUUACCCUGGCGCAGGUGGUGCUUACCCUGGUGCCGGUGGCACAUAUCCUGGUGCCGGUGGUGCAUAUCCUGGUGCCGGUGGCACAUAUCCUGGUGCUGGUGGUGCUUACCCUGGAGCAGGUGGUGCUUAUCCUGGAGCAGGUGGUGCUUAUCCUGGUGGAGCGUAUGGAGCUGGUGGGAAACCACCCAAAUAUGGAGGAGCACAGGCACAAGCACAGGCACAAGCACAGGCACAGGCACAAGCACAGGCACAAGCACAGGCACAAGCACAGGCACAAGCACAGGCACAGGCACAGGCACAGGCCAAAGCUGCUAAAUACGGUGGUGCUGGAGCGGUCCCAGGUGGUGCGGGUGUGGUUGGUGGAACAGGAGGAAUCCCUGGAACUGGAGUCGUGCCUGGAGCAGGAGGAUAUCCGGGAGGAGUCAAGCCGCCUAAAUAUGGCGGUGCUGGUCUUGUCCCUGGUGGUGCCGGAGUAGUGGGAGGAGGAGCAGGGAUUCCAGGAGUAGCACCAGGCGCCGGAGGAGGGUAUAAUCCUGCGGCGAAAGCAGCAAAAUACGGUGUGGCAGGUGGUGCAGGUGGUGCAGGGGGAGUUCCAGGUGGAGGCUAUGGGGCUGGACCAGGCGCUGGGGCAGGAGCUGGGGCAGGAGGGUAUAAUCCUGCGGCGAAAGCAGCAAAAUACGGUCUGGGUGGUGGUGCUGGUGGCGUGCCUGGUGGCUAUGGCGUACCAGGUGCAGGCGCUUACCCAGGUGCUGGAACUUACCCAGGUGCUGGAACUUACCCAGGUGCUGGCUACGCAGGGCCAGGGGGCUAUGGUGCAGGAGCGGGAGCCGGAGCUGGAGCAAAGCCUCCUAAGUAUGGUGUGGCCGGAGGGGCAGGCGGGGCUGGAGGUGUCCCAGGCGCUGGAGGCGUGCCGGGGCUGGGCGGGGUGCCGGGAGCAGGGGCCGGAGGAUAUCCAGCUGGCGCUAAAGCUCUUAAAUAUGGUCCAGGUGGUGCGGCCGGAGGGCUUGGGGGAGUGCCAGGAGGCGGCUACGGAGUGCCAGGGGGAGGCUAUGGGGUACCUGCAGGCGGCUAUGGAGGUUAUGGAGCUGGAGCUGGCGCUAAACCACCCAAAUAUGGUGUGCAAGGUGGUGCUGGGACGGCCCCUGGAGCUGGAGGAGCAGGGACUGGGGUUGGAGCAGGAGUUGGAGCUGGAGGGCUUGCAGGAGCUAAGGCAGCCAAAUACGGCGUCGGUGCUGGAACUGGUGUAGGAGGAGCUGGACUGGGAGCAGGAACUGGACAAGUUCCAGGGGCUGGAGGCUACCCAGGAGGCGUGAAACCACCAAAAUAUGGCGGUCCCGGAGGUGUGGUGGUGCCAGGUGCUGGUGCAGGAACAGGAUAUCUGGGUGGGAAAGCUCCUAAAUAUGGUGUGCCAGCAGGGGCUGGGGUGACGGGCACAGGCGUCCCAGGUGCUACGGCUGGCACAGGUCUGGGCCUCUUCCCUGGAGGUACUGGAGUGCCACCAAUCCCUGGAAAGGCCUCAAAGGACCCAACUCUACUGCCCGGAGGAGCCACUGUGCCAGGACCAACGGCUAAUGGCACAACGAGCCAGGUCCCAGGACCCAGUGCUGGAACAGGCCUACAACCUGGAGUAGGCGCAGGUGUGAUCCAACCAAGUGCUGGGACGGGUGUUGUGGGAGCUGGAGUGCCAUCUGGUGGUAAGACUUGAAAAUGCAUGGACAGUGACAGUUUUAAAUGCAUAUUUUAACAUACAUAUGACUUUGCACACCGGUUUGUCCGUUUGCCUAAUGUGUGUCUUCUUCAGUUUUUAUACCUUAUUGCUAAUUAUACAUCUUCAUUUGCACUGCACUUAUUACCUCCAGACUUGCAUUCUUCAAAAAGUGCAGGGAGCUCUUCUUUGCGUUCUCAGGACUUGUUUGUACUAACUGUCCAAAAUGUCCAAACUAAUCCUUGUAAAAGGCCAUUUAAGUAUGCUGCGCCCUAGGC
Sardina pilchardus (European sardine) is the source of this 3867-nucleotide messenger RNA. Its product is annotated as elastin-like. Gene Ontology annotation, molecular function: extracellular matrix structural constituent. The transcript is spliced from 64 exons. Lineage: Eukaryota; Metazoa; Chordata; Actinopteri; Clupeiformes; Clupeidae. Bases 95 to 3589 code for a protein of 1164 amino acids. The record is from RefSeq and is a predicted model, not a curated record.